CGAUGCUGUGAGCGGCGCUCGAGGCCAGCGCCAACAUGGCGGCGCCCCCCGGGGACCCCGGCGGCUAUUUCCGGUGCACCAGCCGCUUUUGGAUGGGCGUCAUCGCCAUCUGCAUAGGCUACUUCGCUUGGGCAGUCUUUUUACCUUCAACAAUACCCUACGAGAAUCUGGGACAAUUUGGCCAUUUUACUAAAUAUUUAGUGGACAACCACCCCAAACUGCUAUAUAAUGGGAGAGCACAAGUGACCACAGAGAGCUCAUCAGCACAGAUAACCAUGCAGGCCGAUAAUCGAAAAAGAGCACCAGCAUGGACCGUACGGGAGAUACUGGAUCUGAUCACUAUAUGGGGAGAGGAUUCAGUGCUAGCAGAACUUCGUUCGAAAAGACGAAAUGCCAAAACUUUUGAAAAAAUCUCCAAGGGCAUGAUGGAGAGAGGCCGCAAUAGGGACUCAGAGCAGUGCCGCGUGAAAGUCAAGGAGCUCAGACAAGCCUAUCAGAAAACAAAGGAGGCAAACGGUCGCUCCGCGUCAGAGCCGCAGACAUGCCGCUUCUACGCUGAGCUGCGUGCAAUUCUGGGGGGGGCCGCCACCACUACCCCACCUCUGACCGUGGAUUCCGAGGCCGGGGUAAUCUCAUCAGCCACACCUGAGGAAUCUGCGGACGGGGAAGAGGAGGAGGACGAGCUUGCGGAGAGCACACAGCACUCCGUUCUCCCCAACAGCCAGGAUCUUUUUCUCAGCCUGACUGAAGUACCCUCCCAACCCUAUACCCAAGACCAUGACCCCAUGGAAGGGACCUCAGCAGCUGCAAAUUUUUCAAGCCUCCCUCCUCCAUCCCGAAGGCUAUCUCAGAUAAGGCGGAGGAGAAAGAGGACGUGAGACGAGAUGUUCUCGGAAAUAAUGGAAUGCACCCGCAAUGAAAGAGCUCAUUUGAAUGAGUGAAAGGACACGGUAUCUAAGUACAGGAAAGAUGCCAGUGAACGUGAGGUCAUGAGGGACGCUCGAGAGGAGAGGUGGCAGGCUGCAACGCUGGGGCUGCUGCAUGAUCAAACGGACAUGCUCCGGUGUCUGGUGGAGCUUCAGGAACGGCUGCAGGAUAACAGAGUGCCGCUGCAGCCGCUGUAUAACCUCCCUCCCCCCUCACCGUGUUCCAUAGCCUCCUCACCCAGACGUGUAAGAAUGCGGGGGGGGGGGGAAGGAGGAGGCUCCAUGCACCCUCCCACUCCACCCUAGUGGACAGCCCAACCAAAAGGCUGUCAUUAUAUUGAAUUUUUUCAGUGGCCUUUUACUUCCCUCCUAUCCUCCUCCCAAACCUCAUCCGGGUUACCUUGUCGGUUCUCUCCCUACGUUUAUAAUCAAUUAAUAAAG
Molecule: messenger RNA, 1367 nt
Organism: Emys orbicularis (European pond turtle)
Lineage: Eukaryota; Metazoa; Chordata; Testudines; Emydidae
Gene: TMEM254
Product: transmembrane protein 254
Exons: 4
Coding region: 36-878 (280 amino acids)
Source: RefSeq, a predicted model, not a curated record